Messenger RNA from Theileria parva strain Muguga, 802 nucleotides. RefSeq names its product Mitochondrial glycofamily protein. Lineage: Eukaryota; Apicomplexa; Aconoidasida; Piroplasmida; Theileriidae. The record is from RefSeq and is a predicted model, not a curated record. The transcript is spliced from 3 exons. Gene Ontology annotation, cellular component: mitochondrial matrix. The coding region runs from base 77 to 784 and encodes 235 amino acids.
UUUAACUUUAAAAGUUAUAAAUUCCUUGUUUAAUGUAGUUUCCCGAAAAGAUAAUUGUUCAUACUUAUCCUUUGAAAUGUUAGUCAGAUCAGUCUUUAGAAACCUUUCCAAGACAUUGCCAACCUUGAGAACUAAUUCAAGAGGAUUCUUCACCGUUAAGGCGCCCCUGAGCAAGUCCAUUAAAUCAAUAGCUAUGUCUUCCAGGAAUUUAACUACAGAAUCAGGAAAGCUCCUGCAAGUUGUUCAAGGAGAAAUCCACCACGAAACGUCAAAUUAUGAAGCUCCAAAUCUAGUCAAAGAUUACCUAUCUAAAUCAGGUUGGAAAUUUGUAGAGAAGGAUGGUGAUGUUAAUAUGACUCUUGAAAAGAAAGUAGGAGAUUUGUCUGUGGUUGUUGAUUUCCAACUCGUAUCACCAUUUGAGGCCGAAGGAGACGGAGAAACUCAAGCAGAAAUGACCGAUUUCUCAGUAACAGUUGAGAACCCAGUAGGACAAGGUGUUACUUUCUUUUGUAGUACUCUACAAAACGACGAAAAGUACAGAUACAUUAUCUGCAAUGUCAGAAUGUAUGCCGAUCAGGAGGCCAAGAACUCAGUCUCAAGCUACAACGGACCCGAGUUUGAAGAUCUUGAUGAUACCCUACAAAGCAGUUUCGAUGAAUGGCUUGCAAGUCUAGGAGUGGAUUCUGAACUUUGCGACUUUAUUGACGCUUGUAGCAUCGAUAAGGAACAAAGGGAGUAUAUGGUCUGGCUUAAAGGCUUGGAAAAAUUCUUAUCUUCCAAAUAAUCUUCUCUUUAUAAACAA